AUGAAAUUCUCUAUUUUGAUCUGUUUCUUAUUCUUCAGCAUUGCAAACGCCUGGACUUUCAUAUAUGUAAAUUUAGAGAUUUUUUGAGAAUUCUUGCCAAUUAAAAAAAUUUCAGUCAAGCCAUGAACAAUGUCGUAAUCGUAAUGUCUUUUUCUAUUGGGAAGCCAUUGAGGGACAAACAAAUGAAUGUAGAGCUCAUAUUCAGGUAUAAAUAUUAUUUUGAUGUCUAAAAUGAGAUAUGUAAAUAGGAUUUUUUAUGGAAAAAAAAGAUGAAUAGUUUCUAAUUUUAUCAAAAGUUGAUCUGAAUCGCAUUUUUUAGCCUUGCUGAAAAUCAUAUUUAUCAAAUUUCCAAAUUUCUUUCAGAGUUGGUUCUUCUGUGCUCUUUUGAUUAUAAUCACAGUUUUGGCAAAUAUACUGAUUCAGGCAUUGACAAAUUGCAUCGAAGGAAUCGAUAGAAGAAAGUCUUCUGAAUAA
Caenorhabditis angaria is the source of this 474-nucleotide messenger RNA. NCBI's taxonomy places the organism in Eukaryota, Metazoa, Nematoda, Chromadorea, Rhabditida, Rhabditidae. The record is from the annotation of a GenBank genome assembly.